Messenger RNA from Fundulus heteroclitus (mummichog), 1625 nucleotides. RefSeq lists its product as uncharacterized. The record is from RefSeq and is a predicted model, not a curated record. Bases 618 to 1601 code for a protein of 327 amino acids. Lineage: Eukaryota; Metazoa; Chordata; Actinopteri; Cyprinodontiformes; Fundulidae. The transcript is spliced from 2 exons.
UGAAUUUCCCUUUUACACAAAAAUGUUUAAUAUUAGAAAACUUAGUUCUUUUUCUAACUUCGCUCGGUGUUUCACUAUGGGAAUCGCCUUGGUGUGACCAACUACGGAAGCUCCAAUGAUAUCACGUCUGUCUGUGACAGACAGGUUGAGCCGUGACCGUGGCUCCACCCACCAACUAUAUCAUGGCCAACCUACCCGCCUCAACUCAUUCUCGCUUUCUUCUCGUGUGAAGACUACAGCAAAGCUCCCUCAGCGCGCUCAGGCUAGCUUGGACCUGUUUAACAGUUCUAAGGCGUUCCGUAAAGGAAAACGUCGCUGAACGCAGGACCAGGACUGACCUGUGCCGUGCUGGGUAAGCGCUUCGAAAGAAGCAUUUUCAAAAACACAAACGUUUGGAGCUGUGACCGCGUAAAGGCGAACUGUUCCGGUGUCUACUCUGUUUUAAUUAACAGAAUAGAUAGAGUUUGUGUCGACCGAGUUAUCACGUAAAGGUGGGCUUGGCUUUUUAGCUAGCGGUGUAUCGCUAGCAUAAGAGUCCGGUUAACGUGUUGUGGCGAACGGACGUAAUAUCAUUUAGAGCUAACGUGUAACAACGAGCUCCGUGUUUGAAUAUUGUCAUGGCUGCGGCUCCUACCCCUGCCAAAGGUUCUAAACCGACAGUUAAAGAGGUUGUAUCCCGCCCAUGCCCAGCGUCAUGCGGGGCAUCUAUCUCGGGGCGGGACCCUCAUCCGAUGUGCAUAGCAUGCAUGGGCGCUAAACACGCUCAGGCAUCGCUGGCCGACCCUCAGGGGUGCCAGCACUGCGCGUCAAUGCCGGAAAAAAUCCUGGAGAGACGGCUGAGGGUGGCUGUCGCUAACAGCCAGGACCCGUGCCUCUCCUCACCUUCAGCCGUUGCGGCGGCGGGUGAAAACCAUCAGCCGCGAGCUUCUAAAAGCUGGGCGGACAUGAUGGAGGAGGAGUACCCGUCCAUGCCUCCCCUGUUUGAGGGCCUCACGGACAGCGGGAAACUCGACGAAACGGAGGGUGACUCUAACUCCGACCUCCUCGAACUAGAGGACAUGGAGGAGGAGGAGGAUGACUCGACCUUCCCGGGUCAACACUCCAGGCCACCGAGCGGGGCAGAAGUCACCUCCCCGGGGGACAGUGACCUGUACGAUGUGUGCAGGCGGGCGGCUUUAAAGCUGAACAUCCCCUGGCCGGCAGCUCAGGAUGCAGGAGGAGCAGAACGGGACCUGUAUGACGGUAAAAGGCUUCCACCUGCUGUACCAUCAGCAAAGCAGCUUUUACCAGCCGUUCCUGCUUGCAUCAGAGAAAUGAGCAAUUUCUGGUCCAGCCCAUUUAAGAGCAAGCUUCCCACCAAGGGCUUCUCUAAGCUGGAGAUACAGGGUAUGGGUGAACUGGGGCUGGCCGAACCCCCAGCAGUGGAGCCUUCAGUGGCUUACCACCUCCACCCUAAUCGCAGAUCGGUUUCAGCAUCUUCUAACAUCUCGCUCCCAGGUAAAAUGGAUCGCCUCACUGCUUCCAUUUACCAGAGGCCGUGUCAUGGGUCUGGCUGUCUCAGGGGAAAGAGGCCUAUGGUUAAACCUAUCAGGCCUGAGUGAUUCCCAGAAGGCUGAGAUCAUGGA